CAUUUAAGAAUCUGGCUUUCGUUUUCUUCCAUCUGAAAAUGUGAGAGUUGACACUGUAAACACAACACCAAAGCUUCAGAGAUUUCGCCGGAGUUAAGGAGAGAGAGAGAGCGAUCCAGCGGUUGAGAUGUUUCUGCGGGCAAUCGGACGGCCAUUAUUGGCUAAAGUGAAGCAGACGACGGGGAUCGUCGGGCUCGACGUGGUCCCGAACGCGAGGGCGGUGCUGAUCGAUCUCUACACCAAAACCCUAAAGGAGAUCCAAGCCGUGCCGGAGGAUGAAGGAUACCGUAAAGCGGUGGAAUCAUUCACGCGCCACCGUCUCAAUGUGUGCAAGGAAGAAGAAGACUGGGAGGUGAUCGAGAAGCGGCUUGGUUGCGGCCAAGUCGAAGAGCUCAUCGAAGAGGCACAAGAUGAGCUCACACUCAUUGGAAAAAUGAUCGGUAGCCAAAAACUGGACACAGAGCACUGCAAAGAUGACCUUUUUAGUGUUCUUGCUUUGCUUCAAUGUCAGAUAGAGUGGGACCCUUGGGGUGUUCCAGAUGACUACGAGUGUGAAGUGAUCGAGAACGAUGCACCAAUUCCGAAGCACGUUCCUCAGCACCGACCUGGUCCUCUUCCUGAGGAUUUCUACAGAACCCUUGAAGGUCUAAUCUCAGAGUCCAAAACAAAGAUCCCAGCUUCUAGCUCCAGCGAUCCGCAGUUGAAGGAGUAACUUCAUCUUUUGUGUACUUGUCGCUUCUUUUGUGUGGCUAGUGUUGUUUCGGAGACGAUCCUCUGAAUAAGUUGCGUAAUAAUUUUUCAAAACUAUAACAAUGUCAUACGCUUUUUUCAACAAUGUGUUUUAUCAUUCUUAUCAAAGACACCUAUGGUAAUACAAAUGAUGUUUCUUCCCCUUUGCAAGAAGUACAUUCGCCAUUCUUAAAGAUAUGUACUCGAUUCCCAUCUCUUACAGUUAUAUUCUUAUCGACUAACCUCGUCACGAGGGACACAAAAUCAUGGCAGUCCUUACACAGGAUCUUGUUCUUGACGACAUGAACCUGAGUUUGUGGUGAUGUGUACACAAGACCAAACACAGCAGCUUGUUUCGCGCUGUGAUAGCUUGCGUUUUCGCUACCUCGGUAUGUAAAGCCUGACCUCUCGAUCUCACUCUUUAUCCAAUCUAUCUCUGCGUAGAUCCCAUUCGUUUUCUCAACUGUAGUAACAUCCUCACUGACAAAGCUGUGAACUUUUCCUUGAACCUCCACAGUGCUCUUGCUUAGCUUCUUGCUCAAACCCUUCUCGCUCAUCAAAUCACGAGUCUUUUGAGCUAACUCUGGUUUUCCAGAUUCUUCGUAUAAGUCUGCUAAAAGGAUAUAGAAGGCUGGAUCAGAUGGUGCAAGUGCCAAGCCUUUGUUACCAAUAUCUUCUCCUAAAGAGAGAUUCCCAUGGUAUCUACAAGCUCUCAACAAUGUUUUGAAGAUCAGAGCAUUGGGUCUUAAUGGCAUCGUCUCUACAACUCCUCUUGCUUCCUCUAGUCGUCCAGCACGACCUAAGAUACCAACUAGAAGAACAUAGUGUUCGAUCUGUGGCUCAACGUUAUGAAUCUCUUUCAUUGAUCGGAAAUACUCGAGACCCAUCUCGGUUAACCCUCCGUUACUACACGCAGAGAGCAAUAUCAGGAACGUUACUGAAUCUGGCUCGGUUCCUUCCAUCCUCAUCUCUUCAAAUGCAGAUAGAGCAGAGGAGAGACAACCGUUUGACGCUAAACCAGAUACCAAACCGUUCCAAGAAACCACAUCAGGGUUAGCUAUCUCUUCAAACGCCUUCUUUGCAUCUUCCAAGUUACCACAUUUACCAUACAUGUCAAUCAAACUAUUCAAAAUCGAAACCGAGCUAGAAUAUCCUGAUUUCACGGAGUGACAGUGAAGAUGUUUCCCAGUUUCAUGAGCUCCCAAGUUAGCUGAAGCUGAGAUAAACCCGGGUAAGCUGAACUGAUCCAUUCCUAUACCAUCACGAAACAUAUGAUUGAUGACACUUAGUGCCAUUUCAUGCUUAUGCAGCUCGUUAAGCCUCGUUACCAAGGUCGUGUACGUAAUACUAUCUCUCCUCUCCAUGGACCUAGCCACGUUCCAGGCAUAAGCUACACUAUCCGAGCUUGCAUACGCAUCGACGAGUGAGUUCCCUACUAUGAUUUCUCCAUCUUCGUGCCUUCUGAGUAGAUAUCCAUGAAUCUCUGAUACCCGACUUAGAGAUUUCAAUUUGCCGCAUGCUCUGAGAACACCAGAGAGAGUAACAGCAUUUGGUUCAACCCCUUGUCUUACCAUCUCCAUCAACAGUCCAAAACAGUCUUUCUCGAACCCGUGAUCAACAAGACCAAUGAUGAAACUUGUCCAAGAAACGACAUCUGGUGAGAUCAUCUCUCUGAAGAUUCUCGAAGCUUCUACUUCUGAUGCCGAGCACUUCAUAUACAUAUCUAAAAGUGCGUUUCCUACAUCAUUGCUGUCCUCUAAUCCGACCUGAAUCGUCUGUGAGUGAAUCUGCUCGCCUAAAACCAGAGACCGGAGAGAGGAACACAAGGUCAAGAUUGCAGAGUAUGUAAAGUUAUUUGGCUGCAAACCCAAACCUCGCAUCUCAAGAAACGUACCAACAGCUUCCUUGGCUCUCAAGUUUUUAACAAACCCUGAUACCACAGACGUCCAGAGAAACACAUCCUGUUCUUCACUCGAAUUCAAUACCUUAACAGAAUCUUCCAUUUUAGAGAAACUCGAGUAGAAAUCAACAAGAGAUGUCUUCAACACCACAUUCAUCGGAAUCCCCCGAAUGAUCACAUUGCUAUGAAUCGUUUUACCAAACUCCAAACCUAGAAACGAAGACGCACCUAAAAGCUUAACGAAAGUGAACUCGUUAGGAGAAACACCAGCCUUAAUCAUCUUAGAGUAAAACUGCAACGCCUCUCUCCAUUUACGAGCUUCAACUAGAGAAGAUAUCAUCAUCGUCCACGAGAUUGUAUCAGCAUUGUUCUGAAGAGAACUAAACAGCUCACAAGCUUCCUUAAGUCUCCCACACUUUGAAUACAAAUCAGUCAAGCCGCUUCCUAUAACAGAGCUUCCCUCAAACCCAGUCUUUAUAACAGAGCCAUGAACUCGAGCUCCGUAACUGAGAUCUCUUAAACCAGCACAAGAUCUUAUCACGGAGGAAAAUGUGAAUUCGUUCGGAACUAUUCCAGAAGCUAACGUCUCCUCGAACAACGAAAGCGCCGACACAAACUCUUGGCUCUUGGUAUAGGCAGAGAUCAUAACAGUCCAGGCAAAAACUGUUCUUUGCGACAUUUCAUCGAACAGGUUACGUGCAUUCUUUAUCCCGUCCGUUUUCAAGUAAAGACUUAAAAGAUUGUUGCAGAACUCGAGAUUUUCUACAAGACCCUGCUUGAUUACGGGGCAGUGGAUUUGUAAACCAGCGCGCGACGAAUUCGAUUCGCAGAAGGAGAGAAUCCGAAUGCAUGAUUGUUGAAGAUUACAUAAUUCGUUAUUGCGAGAGCGAAAUGCAGAAGCUGCAACUUUGCCCAUCAUUUUCUUUUUUUUUAAAGAAAAAGGCCGAAACUUUUAAUGUUCA
Molecule: messenger RNA, 3591 nt
Organism: Thlaspi arvense
Lineage: Eukaryota; Viridiplantae; Streptophyta; Magnoliopsida; Brassicales; Brassicaceae
Source: the annotation of a GenBank genome assembly